Prinia subflava (tawny-flanked prinia) is the source of this 5559-nucleotide messenger RNA. It is a transcript of the gene CFAP20DC, whose product is annotated as CFAP20 domain containing. NCBI's taxonomy places the organism in Eukaryota, Metazoa, Chordata, Aves, Passeriformes, Cisticolidae. Bases 417 to 2738 code for a protein of 773 amino acids. The transcript has 18 exons. The record is from RefSeq and is a predicted model, not a curated record.
CGCGGGCAGCGCGGGCAGCACCGGCCACCAGCGCCCCCCACCCCUGAGGGGCCGCCGGUGAGCCCGAGCUGGUACCGGCCCUCAGGGACCGCCCCGCGCCGCCAUCUUCAACCGCCCCGCCGCCCUCACACAGGACCAGUUGUUGGAAUCUGGGGCUACAUAAACACCAAAUAUUACUGAAAUAUACAUAAGAAGCUGUCAUAGAAUGGAGAUAUUUUUGCGGAGUCCUAAGUGGCUUGUGUGAAUGGAAGGAAUAAGGGGUCCUUUGGAUACUACUACUUUAUUGUUGAUGUAAGAAGCAUGGUGAAAGUAAUGAUCAAAGUCACUAAUCAAACCAAGCCAUCACAAGCAUAGCUUGCAAGUGUCUUUACUGAUUGAGAAGCUAAAAUUAUUUUCUGCCUGAGAAAGCUGGAAAAAUGUUCAGAAACCACUAUCAGGGGGGCCUGUUUGUUGAAAUACUCAGUGCUCAAGGCAGGAACCCAGGAGCAAAAUGGAAGAUUUUUGGCAACCCAUCAGCUAUAUCAAAAGAAUAUGACAAAGAACUAAAAGGCUUUGUUUUUGUACUUGAAGGAAACAGUCUAAUCAACAAAAUGAAGCUACCAAGGACACCUAAACAAACUUUGGGACUGGUGCAGCAAUUUCUGACACUCCAGAUUUUUGUGCCAUUGGGAAAAGACUUCUCCACUGAGUUACUGAUAACUGAUUUUGACAAUAUUAAAAGAAGAUUGUAUUUGUCAACAGUCCACAAGGAGUUGUCUGUAACCCCUCUGCAUGCAAAGAUUCCUCUGUUUAUGAUCAAGCGCAGAAUAUGGUGCAAUAUGUGCAUUGACUUGGUAACAUUUACCUAUGAAAUAUUCAAAGGAGCUCUCUUCCGAUCUUUGGAUGGAAUUAUUAUUUCAGCUAACUGUAAGCUAAGAAAGAUCUUCACUUUAAAAUUCAAGCCAAAAGAUACAGCUCAGGAAGAUGGUACAUGCAUUGUCACAACUGGCCCAUAUGAGGCCUCAGAUGAUAUUCCUCCAACCUGCCAGCUCCAUUCUGAUGUCCCACAAGUUACACAAGUGCUGAAUAUAGAUGAAAUCCAGAAACCAGAAAUAAAAUGUAGGGAAAACGCAGUGCAAGAAACAGGUAUCUUGGGUAAUAGAGGCCAAGGCAACAUAUGCAAUGGUAAAACUCGGGAUGUAUCACACAUUGCAUUUGGGUCAAACAUCCUUGGGCCACCUCCAUCUUCAAACAGAAGAACCAAAGCAAAGGUACCUGGAAAGGUAACAAAGACCUUGGGUAGCAAGACUUCAUGCCAACUUCAAAAUUCAGGAAUGCCAGCUGAAUCCAUACCAGAUAUUGAGAGAUUGGAGCUACCAGUCUGGCCAUGCCAUGAUGCUUUAGAUCAAGGAGGCAAAAGAAAUACUCCUCAAACUACAAAUGAAUAUCAAAAUGACCCUGAAAUUCAGACUCAGAAAACAUCUGUGAGUGGAGAAGCAGAUUUUCAGCUCACCUCACCACAAGUACCAUCACCAGACAAACACAGUCAGAGAAGAUUAUCUCUAAAAAAUGCAGCCAAAGCCACAUGGGAGAUAACCAGUGAUAAAUGGGUGUUUCCAGAGAGGUUCACUGAGAGUAUUCUGUUGGAGAGCAAGGAGCACUUCGGAGCUACUGGAAGUUCAGCCUGCUGUAAUUUACCCUCAGUCCAGAAUGCCUCUGUUGAACAUCACAGCAGGGAAACAGCUGAUGAUCACAGGAAUAAGGAAGAGGUUUUCACAUUUUCAUCAAAACCUCGGUCGCCUCCUUAUGGAAAGUCUCCAAAUACAUCACUAGAAAGUGAUGUUUUCCCACUGGAAUUGGAGCUAGAGAGUAACGGAGAACAUGAGAAAACCAAAACUGAAGAUAGCUUUGAAGGAACUGACAGCAGUGAGGAGGAUGACAACAGUGAACUCAUCCAGGGUACUGAGAACAUUGAGAACAGCCACAGUAGACAAGGAACAUCUGAUUCAGCAGUUUUUAAAGAGAUUCCAUUAAAUGAGAUGUCACAGAGAAAUGAAUACUGGAAGAAUAAGGAACACAGCAAAUGUAACUUCGAUGAGGCCAUCUUAUCAAAACCACUGAGUUCUACCAUGAGAAAAACAGAAUCUAUUAGCUUUGAGAGAAGUUUAAAGCCUAUCCUUUCUCUUUCUCCAAUUCAAAGUAAAUCCAAAUCCUUUAGAGUAAUUAGAAAUGUAUCUAAAGAAACUGAAAGAUAUGAAGGAGUUUCAGAUCAAUUAGAAAGAUCUGUCAGUAAAACAUCUCUCAAGAAAGUCUCAAAAGGAAAUUCAUGUCUGACAGCACAAACUUGUGAGUAUGACAGGAAAGCGUACCAGCCAAAUAGACUGAGUUCAUCUGAGCUACAGAUGUUGGCCAGCACGAAGAGACAACAAAAUGAAGAAUUAUGGGAUGUUGGGAUCUCCCAUGGGCUGAGCGCCUCACAGAUCGAUUGCUGCAAUGUCAACACAAGUACAAGCAGGGAUGAUGGUACAGCAGCCUGGAACUCUUGUUUCCCACCACCCGUCAGUCAGGAGCAUCACUAUCAGAAAGAAAUGAGCCCACUUUCUCAUUCCAACCCACGGAACUGGUUAAAUAUGUUCAGUUGCCCUAUCGUUCCUGGAAGCCAGCAACUAGAAGAGAACACUAAAUCUUCAACAAAACAGAGAACUCCAGGUACUCUCUGCUGUAAUGAAGCAAUCAUUUCUCCAAGAAAGAGAGAAUGACAAAGCCAUUCCAUGACCUGCCUUCCCCAAGGAGGACAGUUUGGAUUUUUCCUGAACUACUGGACACCCCUCUCUAUGAAGUGCUGUGAUAAAGGCCUGCCAGAUUAGAUCAUCCCCAUCAAACAUUAGAAUCUGGGUAUUUUCCUAGAUACCCUGGCUUUAAAAAAAUCCUGAUGGACCAUGGUAACUAGAUGGUUUGGAGUAUCAUUUUCAAAAGAGGUGCUAAAUAAAUUGUGUCCUGUGAUAUAUCUCAAGGAUUUUGGGAAAAACCUUUUUUUCCUUAUUCACUUCACUGAAGAUCAGUUACUUGUGUGGCUUUGAUUUUGCUUUUGCCAUGAGAUGCAAAUUAAACUGCCAAGAGGUUUUUUCAUGCAAUUCUGAGCAGCUUCUACCCCAAAAUUGUGGCUGGUGGCUACACGAACAAUGAUGGAAAUUUUCUUUGAAAGUGACCUGUUGAUCAGUUAAUUUGGCCACAAACAUUUCUUUCCUAUACAUGGUCAGGUUGCCCAAAAUGUACCACUUGAAACAAGAGACACCUUCUAACACAACCAUUACAUACUAGUGGAGUGUUUUAGAAGAAUAUCACUAAAUUUAAGCAGUACUUCUAUUUAGGAAGAAGAACAGCAAUGAAGUUUUCUUAUGUCUGCUCAGAACUGAAUACUCCGUGCUCCCAUUGGAAAUUUGCUGCAAUACCCAGAAAUGCCUUAUAAUGCAUUCAUGAGCUUGUGAGCUGCUAAAAGGAGCCUGACUUUGAAAACAAGACAGGUCUAGAAAGCGAAGUUCUCCUUUUGGUCACAUGAAAAUACAUGCAGGGAAUUAUUGAUCUAAAGGUAUAAAUCUAAAGGUAUAAUGAUUAAAGGUAUAAAUCCAGCUAGUCCUGGAUGCAAUAGAAUUUUGAUUUGGUAUGAAUUCAAGGCACACAGUGAAAGAGGUAUACCUCAGAUGGGUCUGAAGAAUUUCUUAUUUCUAACUCAAACUGGUGAGUAUAUUGACUGGCCAGUUCCAAGGUAAAGAGGGAAGGACAUUUAAGCUUAGGGAAGAAAAGAGAAUAAUUUUGAAGUGACACAUAGGCACUGAAAAGCAAAAUAAUAAAAGGAAGAAUGCAGUGGAAAUAACAGCAUGGCUUCAGGUGAAAUUGUAAGGCUGUGUGAGGGAGUUGAGGCAUGAACACCAUUUUCUUGUGUAAUGUGAUCUGAAAUGGAGAAAAAGACAUCCAGUUCUUCACCUUCUUUCUGCACUGCAUCACUUUUCCCAAGAGCUGUCCAGACAAAAUAUCCCACUUAGCCUAUUUAGUUUCCUAGGCCUGAUGAAGUACCCACAGCAGGGAGGGAAACUAUUUGGCUUUACCUUCUUAUCUUUGGUUAGAGUGGAAGACAGUUUCUUUCGGAUGGUAUUUGUUUCAUGCUGCUGAGGAAACAAAACUGAAAUCUUUUCUAAAAGGAUGAAGUGCACACUUCUGUAUGCAUCAAAUGCACCAGCCUACUUUCUGGUCUCCAGAUAAUGUAACCUAUAUAUUGCUGUGUGAUCCUGGCUGUAAAUAGACUCUGAGAGCUGUGAAACCAUUGCCAUUUGCAUAACAGGCCAUUGCUUAUCGUGGAGCUUUAGGGCAUACAAAGCACUCAGUAUCAGCAGGCUGAGUAUGGGAUAAACAUUUAUGAUGAAAUUCAAGAUACAGAUUACAUUCAACUGUGAAUUAUCUCCUAUCAAAAAGCUGUAGAUCACAUGACUUAAAAUUAGAUUAUAGGAAAGACACACAGGUUCAGAAAAGAAGCUAUAAUAUAUAAAGCAUCUGUAAGAAAAGCCUGUAGGGCUUUAUCAGUGUAUUUUAGACUAAAGAUUCAUUUCUGUUACAUGAAAACUUUCUUGCAUUUUAUAUAACUUAAGGCAAGCAAGAUUUAAAAUUUGUAUUGUUUGGAAGAAUUUUUCCUCUCUGAUACUGAAAGAUCUUUUGCACAGAUUUACCUUUCCUGGAUAUAUUGGUGAUAUAUUGGAUACCAGAAAUCCAAAUUCCUUCAUUUUUACAGGCCUUAAGUAUGUACUGACUGCCUUUGUUCAAGCUAAAAAAUUGUUAAGGUUAUUGAGGAAAAUACCACUUAUGAAUACUUUGAUCCACUAUUAGUAAAGGUACUUCUGGUAAACUGCUCUACUGGACUUUGAAAAGUCCAGUUGCUAAGCAAACUCCAGCUGACCUCAUUUCACCUCAGUUAAGUACAAGUCUUCAGAAAUAUAAUGAAAAUGUGAAUUGCUGUUACCUUGAAGGCAACAAUUCAGAAGUCAGAAGAUUAUACCUCUGAAAGCAAAAAAAUCUCACAUCUGACAGAAAGAUAUUUUCAUGUUAUUGUUGGAGGGAAUAAGAGUGAUUUGUUCUUACUUUCUCCACUUCACACAGUUGAAGAUCACCUCAGUGCUGAAGAAGAUGAGGAAGUUUUGACUCUUUUGUGUGAUCCAUGUCUGAACUGUUACUUUGACCCAAAUUUUGGGAAAUACUAUGAAUUGGCAUAGUCAGAACAUCAGAGGAUAUUAUUUUGUAUUCAUAGUAUCUUCUAACUUCUUGCAAAAUCUGACUAAGCCAUAUUAUUUAUUGUAUAACUUAAAACUUAAAUUAAAUAAUAGUUUUGCAACCAAAUUAAUCUAUUUGGCAAAUAGUGCCUUAUUUUUAUAGCUUUGUAUUAAAUUGUAGUGCAGGGGAAGAUCACAUAGCAUAAAAGUUCCUUGUGUCUAAGACAGUUAUUUGCUAGUCUAAUUUAUUUCCAAUAUUCACAGCUUCCAUAUGAAAACAAAUGAAACUGAAUCAAGAAGGUUGGCGGUGUUUGUGUGUAAA